Messenger RNA from Amphimedon queenslandica, 838 nucleotides. RefSeq lists its product as uncharacterized. NCBI's taxonomy places the organism in Eukaryota, Metazoa, Porifera, Demospongiae, Haplosclerida, Niphatidae. The transcript has 5 exons. Bases 26 to 838 code for a protein of 270 amino acids. The record is from RefSeq and is a predicted model, not a curated record.
GAAAGAAGUUGGUCAUUGGAAAGCUAUGUACUCUGUUGUUAGAGAUUUGGAAGUUCUUAAAAGGUAUUUAGAGAGCAAGCAUACGUCAGUUGAAUAUGAUGAUAUUGCUGACUAUUUUAAGUUUAAUCAACCAAAUGGAACACUCAAAUUGACUCUACAAAAAACUCAACUGCAGUUAGGAUGGACUGUUAAUCCUGAUAGAGAACCAAUGGAAUUAUGUCAGUCUACAAUUGAGCAUUUUUCAUCAUGUCCCUCUCCUUCAUAUGCAACAUGUAGUAUAUCAGUGUAUGCUAAACCUGGUAUUGCUCAGGAUCCACUUCAUUGUCCUAUUAAAUUAACUGGAAUAGAUCCUUCAAAAAUUGUCUACAUCAACAAAUCACCUCCUGCUCUUCCUCCAUCAAUGAGUUCUACUACCUCCUCCUCCUCUAAUGUAGUACAUGAAUCAACGUCAGUGUCAUCCACUGGAGGAGCUACUACUGUUGAUGUCAAUAAUGUAAAGAAAGUGAUCAAUGAAGUUCUUGUAUCUCAUUAUGCUGCACUCAAUUCUUUGCCUAAAAAGUCUCUUACUGGUCUUAUCAAUCAGUUGUACACAGCUAAGCUUAUUAGUAAUGAAGUUAAAGAAGCUCCUUCAAUGAAGGAAUGCAUCGAUGAGUUCAAGGCUAGUCUUAGUUUUAAAAGGAAGAUGCCUAAAGUGCAGGAGCACUGUCAAAAGUUCUUAAGCUCAUUCAUUGCUGCAAGAGGCAGUUAUGCUGAUGCAGCAGAAGCUUUAGGUGAGGACUGGAUUGAAGCUAUUAGGAAUGAACUGGGACUUGAUUUUAAUAUUAACAUUGAUGCUUGA